AGCCUGAAUUAAAUCCAUGUAGUAAACAGUGUUGCUCCAGCUGUGCGCCGAGAAGUGAAAUAAAUCGCUACAUGUGGUAUUUGGCUACGAGCACGUUACGAUCAACGACACACAAAGGGAAGAGAGCCGGACUGGAGAUGGUGCAAACACACAGAGCACAGCGGAGGAGGUCAAAGACGGCGGGGAAGGAAGGUAGCUGCCAUGUUGAUGAGGAAAGCGCGUACUCUUCCUCACCGUCCACGUAUCACACUUUCCACGAUCCUGCUGAUGUCGUGCUGCUGCGCUCCAGGCUCCUCAGCUGGUACGAUGAGGAGAAGAGGGAGCUGCCCUGGAGGACUCUGGCUGUGACUGAGUCAGACCUGAACAUCAGGACAUAUGCAGUGUGGGUUUCAGAAAUCAUGCUGCAGCAGACCCAGGUUGCCACAGUAAUAAAUUACUACAACAAGUGGAUGAAGCGGUGGCCCACGGUGCAGGAUCUUGCAGCUGCUACACUGGAGGAGGUGAACCAGAUGUGGGCGGGCCUUGGCUACUAUUCCAGAGGAAAACGGCUGCAUGAAGGAGCUCAGAAGGUGGUGUCAGAGCUCAAGGGACAGAUGCCUCGUACAGUGGACAGCCUGCUAAAACAGCUGCCUGGAGUGGGACGCUACACUGCUGCAGCUAUAGGCUCUAUUGCACUGGGCCAGGUUACUGGAGCAGUGGAUGGCAAUCUGAUUCGGGUGCUGUGUCGCCUGAGGGCCAUCGGAGCCGACUGCACCAGUCCUGCAGUAACAGAGGCCCUGUGGGGUCUAGCCAAUAUGCUGGUGGACCCUGAGCGACCUGGGGAUUUUAACCAAGCUAUGAUGGAGCUGGGAGCACGAGUCUGCACCCCCAAAGGACCUCUGUGCAGCCAGUGUCCCGUACAGGCUCACUGCCACUCGCACCACAAGGUUCAUGUUAAACAAGAGACGAACUCCAGGAAGCUGUUGGGGAAGCUGGACAGGAAGCCGUCAGCGCUGCCUGAUAUAGAAGACUGUGUGGACGGCAGGACGUGUCCGCUGUGUCCCUCGGAGCCCUGGGACGACGCGCUGGGUGUUCUGAACUUCCCCCGAAAACCGGCGAAGAAGCCGCCUCGAGCGGAGCGAACUCUGACCUGCGUGGUGGUCAGACCCGGAGAGGAGGGAGAGGACGAGUACCUGCUCACACAGAGGCCAAACAAAGGUCUGCUGGCAGGCCUGUGGGAGUUUCCGAGCCUCCUGCAGGAGGAGAAGAGCUCUGACACUAAACAGAGGAGGGCGCUGUGUGCUGGGAUCAGCAGGGUACUGGGAACCCAUCUGACUGACAGCCUCCUGCAGUAUGUGGGAGAGGUGGUUCACAUCUUCUCCCACAUCCACCAGACGUACGUGGUGCACAGCGUGCGUUUGAGGGACAGCGGCACACAGACGCACACUGAAAAUGCACAGUGGCUCACCAGAUCUGCUCUGCAGGAAGCUGCUGUGUCCACGGGAGUGAAGAAGAUUCUGAAGCUUUGCGACUCCAUGCAGAGUCAAAAAGAACAAACGUCUAAGGAUGGAAAAAGGCAGAAGAGCACUGGCCCAAAGAAAGACAGGAAACCACAGACCUCUAAAAAACCCAGACUGAAUGCAGCUAGCGGUGGCGGAGGCAGCGGCAGCAGCAGCAGCAGGCAGCUCUCCCUCAGCUCCUUCUUCACGACAGUUAAACAGGAAUGCUGAUGAGAUUGUGUGUGGGAGUCACUCACGGUGCCUUAUUGUCAAAGCAUGAAUUAGAAACAAAGUACUUUUUUAACGAGAAGUUUGUGUGUAUUUCUGGAUCUUGCAGCUUUGAUGUCCCCGCAGUGAAUCAAAAGCUCAAUUUGACUUCAUGUUUUUAUCAUAUUAUCAUGUUAUGACUUGUCUCGCUUUGAAAUUACAUUGAUGGCAUCCUAAAAUUUAUUGGAGGAUUCAUUUCAUGUCGGACAUGUUUUACAAGCUGUUAAGAUAACUGUCAUGUUUAUCACCGCAAUAAAGAGGCAGCGUUAGUGAAGACGAAGUGUAGAGUAACUGUAGAUAAUAAAGACACAAGACAAACACCAGGUUUCAUGUCGGCUGCUGCUCUUCUUCCAACCAAGAAUCAAACCAAAUCAGUUUGACUGCUCGGUGGCACAGUCUGUCCCAGCUGUGAGAACUGGGCCUGCAGGGAUCCAAGUCCCAGUCCUGGAUUAAAGUCCACCAAUAGUGUUAUUUCUACACCGAGUGCUGGACUAACAGUAGGUUCAACAGGGCACAGAGUAGUGAUACACAAAUGCAACACACUGUGUAACUGCAUUCAU
Chelmon rostratus (copperband butterflyfish) is the source of this 2305-nucleotide messenger RNA. RefSeq names its product mutY DNA glycosylase (gene mutyh). The record is from RefSeq and is a predicted model, not a curated record. Bases 72 to 1709 code for a protein of 545 amino acids. Gene Ontology annotation, biological process: base-excision repair; mismatch repair. NCBI's taxonomy places the organism in Eukaryota, Metazoa, Chordata, Actinopteri, Chaetodontiformes, Chaetodontidae. Gene Ontology annotation, molecular function: 4 iron, 4 sulfur cluster binding; purine-specific mismatch base pair DNA N-glycosylase activity; oxidized purine DNA binding. The transcript is spliced from 15 exons. Gene Ontology annotation, cellular component: nucleus.